CCACCCCUCUCCUCUCUCUCUCAUCGCCCACAGACACCAUAUAUAGGACCUACGAUAAAAAAAACUACUAUAUAACCCUAACAUCAAUACCAACCCAAAACCCCUCCUCCUUUCUUUCUCUCUUCAUUCCUAAAACAAAAUCUCUUUCAAAAUAUCAAAAUCUCAUUAAAACCCUAAAUACUAUUCGUCAUAUUACUGAUUUGAUUAAAUUUAGUUACAGUUUUAAAACUUCUAGUAUAACUAUAAACGAAUCGAAGUGACAAAGGCUGAACAAAAAAUGCCUCCAAAUCCACCAAAGUCUUCUAUGCUAGUCCACCGGAUCAACCACACCACUACCACCGGUGGUGCGGCCACUGUCACCGGAUGCAAUCAUCUUAAGAAGAAUUCUUCACCGGCCGUCGUCAUCCCUGACGCUGUGGCGAGAUACCACACGCAUGCUGUAGCGGCGAACCAGUGCUGCUCAGCGGUGGUGCAGGAGAUUGCCGCGCCGGUUUCCGCCGUAUGGUCCGUCGUCCGCCGCUUUGACAACCCCCAGGCCUACAAGCACUUCGUGAAGAGCUGCCACGUAAUCGGCGGCGAUGGCGCCGUAGGUACAGUCCGUGAGGUCCACGUCAUCUCCGGCCUCCCCGCUGGCCGGAGCACCGAGAGACUCGAGAUCCUCGACGAAGAAGAGCACGUCCUCAGCUUUAGCGUCGUCGGCGGCGACCACCGCCUCGCGAACUACCGAUCCGUUACUACGCUUCAUUCCUCCGGCGGCGGAGAUUCCUCCGGCUCCGGCACGGUGGUUGUGGAAUCUUACGUGGUGGAUGUGCCUCCGGGGAACACAAAAGAAGACACGUGCGUUUUUGUGGACACAAUUGUAAAAUGCAACCUUCAAUCUUUGGCGCAUAUCGCUGAGAAUUUAACAAGACGAAACUGCAUCAACAACAAUAACACCAAGUUCUGUACCUAAUUUCUUUUUUUUUUCCCCUUAAUUUUUAAUUUUUGCAUUUUUAAUUUAUAGUAGUUCUAUUAUAACUAAGAUAUAAAUAUUUAUGUGUCUAUAUAUUAUAUAUAUUCGGACUUAACACAUUUUGCUUGGGUUAGUUAGGGGGUGGGAUAUUAUUAUUUCUUGUUACAGCUAAGUUGGUGAUGACUCUCUAUAAAGUAUAAUCCCCUAACAUUAUUGCUACAUGUAAAGUUGAUGAUCUACAAAAUCAACCAAUUUUGGGUUGGUGUAAUUGUUGAUUAAGUGUUAUGAUGAAAUAAUAUGAAUAUAAUUUGUGAA
This is a messenger RNA of Arachis stenosperma, 1267 nucleotides long. Its product is annotated as abscisic acid receptor PYL4-like. Bases 278 to 952 code for a protein of 224 amino acids. Gene Ontology annotation, cellular component: cytoplasm; nucleus. Gene Ontology annotation, molecular function: protein phosphatase inhibitor activity; signaling receptor activity; abscisic acid binding. NCBI's taxonomy places the organism in Eukaryota, Viridiplantae, Streptophyta, Magnoliopsida, Fabales, Fabaceae. The record is from RefSeq and is a predicted model, not a curated record. The transcript has a single exon. Gene Ontology annotation, biological process: abscisic acid-activated signaling pathway.